CCUCGAUUAAACCUCUCCGCUCCACGCCUUUCCUCAGCGUUAGUGAGAGCGAUAGAGAGGAUAUGGUGCAGAAGAAGGCGCAGAAGGAGCAGACCUAUUCCACGGCCAAGGUCAAGCGCGUCGGGAGCUACUUCAAGGGCUUCUACUUCCCCCUGGUUCUCCAGAACCGCUGCAAGCACUACCUGGCUGACCUGCAGACACUGAUCAGGGAGUUCAAGGCGGAUUACGAGGCAUCCGACAAGGUGCGUGAGUAAACACAGGCAGAGGGACUGACUCAUUGGCUGCUGGCAUGUGUGUGGUUUGUGUGGUUGUGUGGCUGCAGAAGCAUCCUGGGAGUUUUCCGCUGUUCCGGGAUGUGUUUCGACGGCUCCAUUUCUCGGAGAUCCACCGGACGGCUGAGGGGGAAGACCAUGCACUCGCCUUUCAGCUGCUCACUGGCGUGUGCCUGGGUGAGUGAGUAUGCAGAUAUAUCACAUCAAAGCGGCCAGCCACAGACGCCGUGACGGGUGUUGUCCCUCCCUGUGUGUGUGUGUGUGUGUGUGUGUGUUGGGCUGGCCACAGAGCUGAUGCGUUCGUCAGAGGAGGUUGUGCACCAAGUGGGGUGUCUGUACGGCCUGUAUCUGCUGUAUGAGACCCAGUUCCACAUGCCGCCCAACCUCAACAUGGGCGGCUCGGGCAUCAUUCGGCAGCCAAUACCCGUCAAUCUACGUAACACACACACACACACACACGACACGACAGAGAGAGCAGGGGCGAAUUUGCGCGAGCAUUCCCUGCCUGUCUGUGUGUGUGUGUCUGUCAUCAGAGACUCUCGAGCUGCUCGAGUCGUUGAUGAAGCGAUGCGAGUCGAACGGUGAGGAGAGCUUCCCCGAGUGUGCGGCGAUAGUGCAGCGGCUGCUGUCUGGUGAGGCCCUCACCCUGGGCUGCCGCGAGGGGCCGCUCUUCAUGUUUCAGGACAGACAGGGGAAACCUCUCAUCGCACAAACAGAGGCCAGGAGGUGGGUAAGGUGGGAGGGGCGAGGGAGGAUCUGCCUGACUGUGUGACACACUGUGUCGUGUGUGCGCGUGUCUGGGGUGUGUGCCAGCUUCCUGAAGACACAGGGCUUCCAGACGAAGAGGGCCGAUCUGGUAACAACAGACAGACAGGCAGCAGACGCUGCAGACCGACCGUUAUGCUCUGUCUCUCUCUUUUCGUCGUAUCUUGAUGUAUGGCUUCCAUCCUGCUUCUGUCUGUCUGUCUGUCUGUCUGUGUGUGUGUGUGUGGACGCAGGCUGGCCUCGUGCGUGGCACCACCGCCUUGAUAGACCUGGCAGGGCGGUAUGUGGCCCUCAGAGACCAAGAACGUAAGCUAAGCCCACUGCACCAAAGUGGAGGGACAUCGAUUCUCAGAUUGUGGGCGUCAUGUGUGGUGUAUAUCGCGUCGCAAAAGGCGGGCCGAAUGCGAAGCCCCGUUGGAGCAAGAGCCGAGGUGACCUUCCCGACAACCUCCAGGCCAUGCGCACAAACAUUGAGGUCAGCAGACCAACCAGCCAGUCAGUCAGUCAGACCACACACACACUCACACACACACAGCAGACACCGAGCAACGCGCACCAUCCCUUUCCCCCUGUUUGCAGAAGACGCAGGCGACUUUUCCCGAGGCGAUGCCAGCAGACAUGCCCCUCGACUCCCCAAUUGGCUCGCCAAGACCCAAACCAAAGUCAAAGACCGCACCGACAGCACGGAAGCGAAAACGCCAAGAGGAGCCUUCACAGCCACCACAGCCGCCGGCGAUUGAGGAAGGCCCACCAGAGGCUGCUGCGGCUGUUGAUGAGGGUAGGGAGCCUGAUGCCCUGGAUCAGCUGAUGGAGGACCAUUUCGCCCCGAAGGGGAAGAAGCGGGCGUCUCGCCAGGUGAGGAGGGAGCCGAAGCCCAAAGCAAAGAGGAAGAGCUGCGCCAAGGCCAAGCCGUCAGCAGCAACAGCAGCAGCAGCAGGAGCGGUUGUGAGUGACGAUGGUGUGAUGCACCCUGAUGAGAACGCGGACCUGAUCGACAUGGUAACAGCGCAACACAGCACGACUCGACUCGUAUAUUCUCCCUAUGUCUGUGUAUCUUUCUCUCCCCACCACACAUCACACCUGUAUGUCUGUGUGCAGCUGGAGCGCAGCCUUGAGGCGGCGCCACCCGAGCAGCAAGAAGACCUGCCUGCUAUUCCAGCUCCACCCUCACCCCUCGCGGCCCCUCCCUCACCGCCCCCCUCCCCACCCGAGCCCAAAGCCAAGGCCAAGCCAAAGGCGAAGCGGCAGCCGAAAGCCAAGGCGGCCAAAGAAAAGCCGGCGGCCAAGCGGGCGUCAAGAGCCAAGGCCAAGACACCCGCAAAGGCCAAGGCUGCGGGGGGGGCGGCGGAGUCUGAGAUUGAACAUGAGAUUGAGCAUGAAGAGGACGAUUCAACGAGAGUCAAGAAGGCGGUGGGGAAACGGGCAGCUGCCAAAGGAGCGGCGAGAGGCAGAGGGAGGGGCCGGGGAGCGAGGCCCAAGGGCGGGCAGAGGCUGACGGGCACCAUUGCAAACCCAGCCAGGAGAAAACGCGACCUGGUUAGUCACCACAGCACAGCACACGCACGUCGCUCAUGUCAUUGCCCAUCUUCGUGUGUGCAGGGCCCCGAGGCUUCAGAGGAGGUAUAUGAGCCAGAGGAGCUGUCUGCUGGGUUGCUGGACAGCAUGAUUGCCGGCCAGGCUGAGGCCCCCCAUCUGCAGCAGCAGCAGCAGCAGCAGCGGGUGCCGCAAGCUGCAGAGCCGUUAGACCGAGAUGAGGAGUUGCUGCGUGAGCUGCAGGAGCUGGGGGCCGAGAGAGGGAUGGAAGCUGACGAGGAGGACGAGGAGGAAGAUUAGUGGACGAAUGGAUGGAUGAGGGCCCUUGAACGAAACGAGAUGUGUUGUUUUGAGUCUGAGUGAGAGUGUGAGUGUGUCUUCUGAGCGGACGGGUGGGUGAGGUGAGGCGAGUGGAUUGAAACGAAGAAACCUCAAUCAGUGAACCAUGAUG
Molecule: messenger RNA, 3021 nt
Organism: Vitrella brassicaformis
Lineage: Eukaryota; Vitrellaceae
Source: the annotation of a GenBank genome assembly